AUGCUUUACGUGGUAAAGGCAAGAUCGAGCGACGAAUACUUAAUUUUAUGCUUGGCAGUGACGGUGCAUAAAUUACAGGACACAACUUUAGACCGAGCAGUUGUAGAUUUAAGUAGAAACUUAUUAGCAAAAGGUCAAGCUUACGUUGCUUUGAGCAGAGUGAAGACUCUCUCCGGACUUGCUAUUAGUUCUCUUGACCCUAACAAAUUGCUUAAUCAACCACACGACAUAAACUCAUUCAAGGAAUUAAUCCGGUUACGUGAUAAGAAGUUGAAACUGCCAAAAUUUGCUCCUAUGGAUAUUCCUUUGAUAGAAGUUCAUGGUAGUAAUAAUUUCUCGGUGAAAUUGACGAAUUUGAAAGUUUACGGAUUAGAACAUGUUAAACCGUUGAGAGUAGAUGUAAAUUUCGAGAAGAAAAAAGCUCAUUUGCUCAGCACAGUUCCGAUGUUAUUCGUAACCGGUCAAUACGAAAUGGCCGGACGGAUUUUGGUAUUUAAUUUAAAUGGACAUGGAAUAGCAAAAUUAACUAUGACUGAAGGUGUAUAUUCAUACGAUUUGGAAUGGGAAAGUGAGCAAAGACAUGGUGAAGAAUACGCUAAACUUGUCAAAAGCGACUUCGAUUAUACUCUAAAAAAAGUGACGUAUGAUUUCGAAAAUGUAUUCAACGGAAACGAAAGGAUGAGUACCAUAAUUAACAAAGCUUUGAACGAUAAUUGGGAAAUUGUCAAUGAAGAUCUGAAGGAUUCGGUUAAAGCUGCAAUGCUAGCUAUCCAUAACGAUCUAUUCCAACGGUUUUUCAGUCGAAUUCCUAUAAAGGAAUUAUUUUUAGAUUAG
Diorhabda sublineata is the source of this 834-nucleotide messenger RNA. RefSeq names its product protein takeout-like. The record is from RefSeq and is a predicted model, not a curated record. Bases 1 to 834 code for a protein of 277 amino acids. NCBI's taxonomy places the organism in Eukaryota, Metazoa, Arthropoda, Insecta, Coleoptera, Chrysomelidae. The transcript is spliced from 5 exons.